AAGCUGACUAUGUCAAUAAAAGAGAGGCUGAUUCGAAACUAGAAAUCUAUAUAAUUAGUUAAUCUAGUAGGAGCAGCCGGCUUAGGACGGCAGUGCCACAAUUGACAAGGACACACAUUUUCCAUCUAAAAUUCUUUAAAGAACAUCUUCAUCGUUGGAUUCGCCAAACAAAAAAUUCGGAAACUCAAGUCUGAGAAGCCAUGGGAUCAUCCGUCAGUUGCUGCGGCCAUGAUAAAGUUGAAGAAGGGUUGACGUUGGGCGGAGGCGAGAACAGCAAUCAAUGGAGAAUUUUCACGUACAAGGAGCUGCAUGCGGCGACCAACGGCUUCAGCGAGGACUACAAGCUGGGCGAAGGAGGGUUCGGGAGUGUUUAUUGGGGCAGGACAUCGGAUGGGCUUCAGAUUGCAGUGAAGAAGUUGAAGUCGAUGAAUUCCAAGGCGGAGAUGGAGUUCGCGGUGGAGGUGGAGGUGCUGGGAAGAGUGAGGCACAAGAAUCUGCUGGGGCUGAGAGGGUACUGCGCGGGCAACGAGCAGCGCCUGAUCGUGUACGACUACAUGCCUAAUCUGAGCUUGCUUUCGCAUUUACACGGGCAGUUCGCGGGCGAGGUUGAGCUAGACUGGAACAAGAGGAUGAAAGUGGCAAUGGGGUCCGCCCAGGGCAUACUGUACCUGCACCACGAGGUGACGCCGCACAUCAUUCACAGAGACAUAAAGGCCAGCAACGUGCUGCUCGACUCCAACUUCGACCCCCUCGUCGCCGACUUCGGCUUCGCCAAGCUCAUACCGGAGGGCGUCAGCCACAUGACCACGCGCGUCAAGGGCACGCUCGGCUACCUGGCGCCCGAGUACGCCAUGUGGGGGAAAGUCUCCGAGAGCUGCGACGUCUACAGCUUCGGCAUCCUCCUGCUAGAGAUCGUCACCGGGAGGAAGCCCAUCGAGAAGCUUCCGGGCGGCAUCAAGCGAACCAUCACCGAGUGGGCCGAGCCCCACAUUACCCGAGGCCGCUACAAGGAUCUCGCCGACCCCAAGCUCCGCGGCAAUUUCGACCACAACCAGCUCAUGCAGGCCGUCCAUGUUGCCGCCUUGUGCGUCCAGACCGAGCCCGACAAGCGCCCCACCAUGAAGGAGGUGGUGCUCCUGCUCAAUACCAGAGCGCCUGCGCCUGCCAGGAUCAAGAGCGUCAAGUAUUCCGAGGAUUUGAUGGCUCUUGAUGACGAAGAUGAGAGCAGCGUCUACGGUGUUUUCGGGGCGUUGGAGGCGCACAAGAUGGAGGAUCCUUUCCGCCGUUAUGCGUAUGGGGACAGGCGAUGACCCAUUUCACUUCUCAUGUCUCAUUACGUAUGUUCAAACAGAUUGCUUUUGUGUUUUGCUUUCAUUGUUUUUGCUAUGCGUACCCAAAUUUAACCUAAAAUUU
Salvia miltiorrhiza (redroot sage) is the source of this 1413-nucleotide messenger RNA. Its product is annotated as PTI1-like tyrosine-protein kinase At3g15890. Gene Ontology annotation, molecular function: protein kinase activity; ATP binding. The transcript has 3 exons. Lineage: Eukaryota; Viridiplantae; Streptophyta; Magnoliopsida; Lamiales; Lamiaceae. The record is from RefSeq and is a predicted model, not a curated record. The coding region runs from base 201 to 1310 and encodes 369 amino acids. Gene Ontology annotation, cellular component: plasma membrane. Gene Ontology annotation, biological process: protein phosphorylation.